CUCUCACCUCUCUCUCUUUCUCUCUCACACACUACAACAUACAGGCUCUCAUAUCCGACUCCACGAGCGACUCACCUGACCUCGACAUGGCUCCUGAGCUCGUUCCAGCUUCUGUAGAACCGCCUACCAAAACCGUGACCAUGCCAAGCCGGGCCUUCGUGACUUUCUUGGCCGGAAACGGAGACUACGUGAAAGGCGUCGUUGGCCUGGCCAAGGGGCUGAGGAAGGCCAAAACGGCGUACCCUUUGGUCGUCGCUGUGCUACCCGACGUUCCUGAGGAGCACCGUCGGAUCCUGGUGUCCCAGGGCUGCAUAGUGCGUGAGAUUGUACCCGUUUACCCGCCCAACAACCAGACCCCGUUCGCCAUGGCCUAUUACGUCAUCAACUACUCCAAGCUCCGCAUAUGGGAGUUUGUCGAGUACAGUAAAAUGAUCUACUUGGACGGAGACAUCCAGGUGUUUGAUAACAUCGACCACCUCUUUGAUCUGCCCGAUGGGUAUUUCUACGCAGUGAUGGACUGCUUCUGUGAGAAAACAUGGAGUCACACGCCGCAGUACGAGGUCGGGUACUGCCAGCAGUGCCCUGACAAGGUGACGUGGCCGGCGGAGAUGGGCCAGCGGCCAUCCCUUUACUUCAACGCCGGCAUGUUUGUGUACGAGCCCAGUUUGUCCACCUACGAGGACCUCUUGAAGAAGCUACAAGUCACACCACCAACCCCAUUUGCUGAGCAGGAUUUCUUGAACAUGUACUUCAGGAGUGUUUACAAGCCCAUCCCUCUUGUUUACAAUCUGGUGCUUGCUAUGUUGUGGCGUCACCCAGAAAAUGUGGAGCUGGAGAAAGUGAAAGUUGUUCACUACUGUGCAGCGGGAUCAAAGCCAUGGAGGUUUACAGGGAAAGAAGAGAACAUGCAGAGGGAGGACAUAAAAAUGCUUGUAAAGAAAUGGUGGGAUGUAUACAGUGAUGAGUCGUUGGACUACAAGAAGGGAUCGGGGGCGGCAGAUGGUGAAGCGGAGCCGGUGAACAUGAAGCCAUUCUUGGCUGCUCUUUCCGAGGCUUGUACGAUUCAGUAUGUGACGGCGCCAUCAGCGGCAUAACGACAAGCCACUUUGUUGGGAUGAAAUGAACGCCAAAUUAACUCAAGAGUUAAAAGAGAGAUUGAAGCGAGAGUCAAGAUUUUCCUUUUAUUUAUGCUAAGGAUGUGAACAUGGGUUGGGAAUAGGCUGUCGAUUUUUGCUUUUGCUCUUUUUAUCUUUUUGUUGGUGCUAAAGUCAUUUCCAAACUUUUAGGGUCGACGUUGGCUGUUGGGUCGAUCUGUGUAAAUGUAAUGUGUGCUUAGACCGAUGAAUACAUGUUUUGACUUUUUAAAA
Messenger RNA from Alnus glutinosa, 1367 nucleotides. RefSeq names its product galactinol synthase 1. The record is from RefSeq and is a predicted model, not a curated record. The coding region runs from base 87 to 1094 and encodes 335 amino acids. Lineage: Eukaryota; Viridiplantae; Streptophyta; Magnoliopsida; Fagales; Betulaceae. The transcript has 4 exons. Gene Ontology annotation, molecular function: glycosyltransferase activity.